AUGGGCGAGUCGGACGACGAGGCGCCGGUCCCGCGCCGCCGGCCGGCCAAGCCAGAGGCGAGGGCCGUGGAGCUAUGCCGGCAGGCGGCGGAGCAGGGAGACGCGCGGGCGCAAGGCCGCCUCGGCCUCAUGUACGCCGUGGGCCGCGGCGGGCUGGCGAAGGACGAGGCGAGGGCCGUGGAGCUGUGGCGGCAGGCGGCGGAGCAGGGAGACGCGGACGCGCAGUUCCACCUCGGCUUCAUGUACGAGGCGGGCCGCGGCGGGCUGGCAAAGGACGAGGCGAAGGCCGUGGAGCUGUGGCGGCAGGCGGCGGAGCAGGGAGACGCGCAGGCGCAGUUCCGCCUCGGCGUCAUGUACGAGGCGGGCCGCGGCGGGCUGGCAAAGGACGAGGUGAGGGCUGCGGAGUUGUGGCGGCAGGCGGCGGAGCAGGGAGAGGCGCGGGCGCAGUUCCGCCUCGGCGUCAUGUACGAGGCGGGCCGCGGCGGGCUGGCAAAGGACGAGGCGAGGGCCGUGGAGCUGUGGCGGCAGGCGGCGGAGCAGGGAAAGGCGCGGGCGCAGUUCCGCCUCGGCGUCAUGUACGAGGUGGGCCGCGGCGGGCUGGCGACGGACAAGGUUCGGGCGUUGGAGCUCCUUACAAAGGCCCUGCAGGACGAGCGCGUCCGGCCGAACGCGCAGCGCGUGCUAUCUCGCCUCAGGUUGUCCUUCGAGGACAUCUCUUCUGAGCUGCCGGAAGCGCAGCGCGUGCGCCUUCGAUCGCAGCCGGGCUGGCAAUAUCGACCGUCGGACGAUGCCGCGAGCGAGGUCUCCGGCGCGCCGAGCGAGGUGGCGCUACUCGCUGACCUCGACGAGUUCGGACUUCAGGGCUCAGACGAUCCCAUGACGCGUCGUUUGGCCGGAUUCUGCGAUGCGCAGCUCCGGCUUUCGUGCGACCACGAGGAGCUGCGGAUGGCGUGCGACGAGGAGCGCCAGAGGCGCCAGCGCGCCGAGGCGCAGCUAGAGUUGCUCCACAAUGGGUUCCAGGAGCCCCUUGCUCUGCCGCCUCCGCCUCCCGCCGCGUACCUUGUGCCGAAGCCACGCUCAGAGCCUUAUUCUGGACCGGGCUUGCGGCCCCUCAGCCGCGCCAGAUUCCUCUACCAUGCGACGCGGUGGGAGACACUCGCCGCGAUGCGCAGCAUGUCGCCGAUCCCCAAGCUCGAGCCGCAGGCGCCAGGGCCACGCUCCGAGAAGUACGACGGCGUGCUCAGCGCGAUCUCCGCAGGCUCGAGCUCAUCUUCCGGAAGCUUCGAGGUCAUCUUCUUCCACACGCAGGACUGGUCGCACAACGGCACGCCCUACCCGGAGGCGUACGCCGAGUCCGAGUUCGGCGCCAAGGCCAAGUACGUGCCCGUGCUCGCCAUCACGCCCGACAACGCCUUGGGCGAGCGCUACGACUACGGCGUCUUCCUUCUGAGCGACAGGCACAUCACCAUCGGCCACACCGACAAGCGGCUCCUGAAGGUUGUGAUCGCGGCGCGGGGCGGUGGCCCUCUCUGCCUCGCGGGCAUCCUGGACAAGGAGGCGUCGGGCGAGCAGACGGGCCAGCGGCGCACCUUACACCUCGGUGACGUCGGCCCGGGCUACGCUGCGAGCAACAUCGCGGAGUACAAGGUCGACCGCGACGUCUUCUUCCAGCUCAGCUUCGUCCAAAACCAGUGGGAGCUCAAGGUGCCCGACAUGGCUGACGCGGCUGGCCAGUACUGCGCGCUCGACAUCGCGCUCGCGCUGCCUGUGGGGGUCCGCCGCGCCAGCCUCCCACUCAGCCUGUUUGACGGAGGAGGCGCGCUCCCGCCAGAUGUGCCGCCCGAUGGCAGCCCCCCACCAGGGCACACGAGGAAGCGCACCGGGAGCGGUGCAACUCGCGUGUGGAAGCACAGGCCGGCCCCGACGUCGGCGGGCGGCAUCCAGCUUCCCCCACCCGCCCACUCCGCUUGA
Molecule: messenger RNA, 1971 nt
Organism: Emiliania huxleyi CCMP1516
Lineage: Eukaryota; Haptophyta; Isochrysidales; Noelaerhabdaceae
Exons: 1
Coding region: 1-1971 (656 amino acids)
Molecular function (GO): protein binding
Source: RefSeq, a predicted model, not a curated record